AUGGAGGAGGCGGUCCGCAGCGUGGCGUUCAGCCUGGACGGAUCCCAGCUGGCUCUGGGGAUGAAGGAUGGCUCCUUCACCGUGCUGAGAGUCAGGGACAUGACGGAGGUCGUCCACAUCAAGGACAGGAAGGAGGUGAUCCAUGAGAUGAAGUUCUCUCCAGACGGAGCGUAUCUGGCUGUUGGCUCUAAUGAUGGCCUGGUGGACGUUUACGCCGUCGCCCAGAGAUACAAGAAGGUGGGAGAAUGCAGCAAAUCCACCAGUUUCAUCACACACCUGGACUGGACUGUGGAUGGGAAGAUCCUGCAGAGCAACGAUGGAGCAGGAGAACGCCUCUUCUACCGGAUGCCACAACAUUUGUGGAGAUCUGCUUUCCUUCCUCCUGCAGUGGGAAAACCCAUCACCAACAUCGAGGAGGUGAAAGGUCAGCGCUGGGCCUCCUGGAGCAGCAUCCUGGGGUCAGAGGUCAGCGGCAUCUGGCCCAAAUACUCUGACUCAACGGCCAUCAACGCGGUGGACGCCAACCUAUCGGCCGGCGUCUUGGUCUCCGGGGACGACCUGGGCCUGGUGAAGCUCUACCGCUUCCCCUGCCUGCGGAGAGGAGCCAAAUUCAAGAAGUACUUGGGCCACUCGGCGCACGUCACCAACGUCCGCUGGUCCAGCGACCUGCAGAGCGUCCUGACCACCGGCGGAGCCGACCACGCCCUCUUCCAGUGGAGGUUCCUGCCGGAGGACGGGGCGGGGCGGCGCGCCGGACGCAAACACAGCAGUUCAGGGUUGGAGUUAAAUCGACACAUUGUGGGUGAGAAGCUGAAGAUUUGGAUCUGUGUGAAACUGGGACAGUUUUAG
Messenger RNA from Poeciliopsis prolifica (blackstripe livebearer), 849 nucleotides. RefSeq names its product echinoderm microtubule-associated protein-like 6. The record is from RefSeq and is a predicted model, not a curated record. Gene Ontology annotation, molecular function: microtubule binding. Lineage: Eukaryota; Metazoa; Chordata; Actinopteri; Cyprinodontiformes; Poeciliidae. The transcript has 6 exons. Bases 1 to 849 code for a protein of 282 amino acids.